AGUGUUAAUAGUGCCAAGAUUACCGUAUUGACGCAAUCUAUUGUACUGUGAUUAUUUAUUUAUACAUAUCUUAGAACAUCGCAAUGAUACAAGUGCAAGGAGAAAAUAAAUCAGAUGCGUUUGUUUUUUAUUUUUUCACUAGUGUGUCAUUUAGUCUUUGUGCAAAAUUGUAGUGAAUCCCCAUGAUUAGCAAUUGUUUAAGAUGAUAAUAACUUCCUGUACAGACCAUUUUUGUUGCACUAAAAUGAAAAGAAGUAAACAAUCCAGAUAAAAUGGCUGAACCGACAAAUUCUAUAAAGAUAAUAACUAAUUAUGACAAAGUCGUCUUUGGUUUAUUAGUGCAAACAAGUUGUUAAAUUGAGGAUGAUCUGCGGGUACAAUGAGUCAAUUUAAAGAAAAUAAAGUCAGACAAGUUCAUCCCAUAGAAGAGUCUAACCUUUUGUCGAAGAUCACGUUUCUAUACACCUUGCCAAUAUUUUGGAAAACUCACAAAAGAGGAACUUUCGAAGAGGAUGAACUUUAUGAAGUACUCAAGAAAUGCAAAGCAGAAGAAGCCGGAAAUGAAGUCGAAAAAUGUAUUAAAGAUGACAUAAAAAAUCAUGGAUAUUUGUCUAUUUUUCGAAUAUUAUGUAAAUGCUAUGGCUUAAAGUAUUUUGUACUAGGAAUGAUACAAGUGACUGUUAGAUCCAUAGUUAUAAUAACUAUCCCUUUGACGUUAUCCAAAGUUAUCAAGUACUUUCAACCUGGUCAAGAAGAACUAUCCAAAACCUCAGCCAUAUACUGUGCCAUACUACUUGUACUCCUGAAUUUUCUGAGUGUGACUUACCUCCACAACUACCUUCUGGUUCUAUCAGAACUGGGAAUCAAAGUACGAACAGCCUUCUGUUCCGCAAUAUUUAGAAAAUCCCUACGACUGACCCAGAAAUCGCUGUUAGAAGUGAGCUCAGGAAAAAUUGUAACUUUGAUGACUAAAGAUGUAGCAGCGAUAGAAAACUUUAUUUUCUAUUUCAAUGACGUGUGGGUGGGAAUAGUGCAAGCGGUUAUUGUGUUUUAUUUAAUAUUUAACAAAAUGGGCGUUGGGUCUUUGAUUGGAAUUGGAUUCUUCCUUUUAGUUAUUCCUGCUCAAGUUUUAUUGGGAAAGUUGACGUCUAAAUUAAGACUAGAAUCUAGUAAGAGGACUGAUGAGCGUUUGCAGACUACCAAAGAGAUGUUGUCAGGAAUCAGUACAAUAAAAAUGAAUGUGUGGGAGUAUGAAUUUGAACACAAAAUUAACCAAACCAGAAAGGAAGAAAUGAAAGCAAUAUUAAAAAUAUUUCUUGCCAAAACCACUGUUCUGCUAAUUGGAAGUCUGACAUCAAAAAUAGCCUAUUACCUACUUUUAACCACUUUCAUCCUUUUGGGCAAUACUAUUUCAGCAGAGCUGGUAUACUACAUCACGACUUUAUUUUUAAGAAUAAGACAUGCCCUUAAUGUUGCCAUACCCAUGGGAGUUACCGUCACAGCUGACAUGUCUGCAGCUGUGAAAAGAAUUCAGCAGAUGAUGACUGCUGAAGAAGUAAUUGUUAACGACGAAAUUGAGGUUAACCGAAAGAAAGCACAUGUUUUACUAAAAAAUUUAUUAAUUGAAGUGGAUGGUAAAGUACUUCUAAAAAAUAUUACUUUAAAUUUUGAUUCAGGUCUUUAUGUUAUUAGUGGAUCCACUGCUAGUGGUAAAACGGUUCUUUUAAAAAGUAUUUUGGGCGAAUUUGAUACAAAAAAUGAUCAAGUAAUUAAAUAUGGAACUAUUUCUUAUGCUGCACAAGAACCAUGGAUUUUUCCAGCAACUUUUAAACAAAAUAUUGUUUUUGACGAGGCUUUUGACGAAAAACGUUAUAAUAAAAUUUUGGAUAUAUGUGCUUUGGGUUUUGAUAUUGAUCAUUAUACCUUAGCGGACGAUCUUAGAAUAGGUGAUAAAGGUGCUAACCUCAGUAAAGGACAAAAGUCAAGAAUAAAUUUAGCAAGAGCUUUGUACCGAAACGCAGACAUUUACUUAAUAGAUGAUUGUUUAACCUCUCUAGACGUCAAUGUUCAACGCCACGUAUUUCAAAAGUGUUUCAGAGAGUUCCUGGUAGAUAAAAUAUGUAUCUUGGUUACUCAAAAUCUUCAAUAUACCAACAAAAAUGACAAAAUAAUUAUAUUGGACGAAGGUAAAACAUUUGCAUCACAAAAUUUAGCCAAAGAAAAUGACGUGGAUAUAAAAACUGUUUUAAAACAGGAGCAACAGAUGAAAAAUCUGAUUGAAGUUAAUGACAACGCUGAUGAGGUUAACAAUGAUGAAACAACCGAAGAAUCUUCGCUGUUAAAGAAAUCAAAUAAUGAAAAAAAUAAUAUGUAUCAAGAAAAUAAAAAGUCUGGAAAAGUUGAUUUUUAUACCUAUAGAAAAUAUGGUAAAUAUGGUGGAGGACUUUUAGUCAUUGCAAUUGUAUUCGUAUUUUUUAUUGGCUCACAAUUUUCAAAAAGUUAUACUGAGAAGAUUUUAAGUAACUGGGUAAAUCACAUUCAUCACAACACAACUGAUAUCAAUGAAGAAAAUACGGUGUGGGAUUUUUCUUUAAAGAUAUAUUCAGCGUUUACAUUGUCCACUACGAUUCUCUCCAUAUUUUCAGCCUUUUUGUUAUUUAAUUUUACGAGAAAAGCUUCUUUAAGAUUACAUAGGUACUUAACUAACUCUGUAAUUAAUGCAACUAUGAAAUUUUUUGACAAGCAUUUCAUUGGAAACAUUAUUAAUCGAUUUUCGAAGGAUCUCAGCAUUGUAGAUGAACAAAUUCCUUUUGCCAUAUAUGAAUUUUUAGAAAUUGUUUUGGGUUUAUGCGGAGUAAUUAUUCUAAUAACAUUAGUAAACGUUGCGUUCAUUAUACCCACUGCUGUAGUUUUUAUAUUUUUAUAUUUUUUAAGAAAACUUUACUUGCCAACUGGUCGAAAUCUGCAGAGACUGGAUACAGCAGUUCGAAGUCCAAUGCUUGGUCACUUAAACUCAUCUCUGGAAGGACUUUCAACCAUUAGAGCAUUUAAAGCCGAAGAAACCAUUAGCAAAGAAUUUGACAGACAUCAAGAUUUAUAUACAUCUGCAAACUAUACUUCAAAAUGCUGCCAGAGAGCUUUUGGAUACUAUUUGGAUGUAUGUUGUACUACAUUUAUUGGUGCUAUUAUUGCAGCGUUCAUCGUGGUUGGCAAAGGUUCAGGAAAGUCUUCAUUGAUAACUUUAUUACUUCGGCUUUAUGAUUACGAAGGAAAAAUCACCAUUGGCAACAAAGAUAUACAAAGUCUUCCACUUACAUUACUUCGUUCAAAAAUAUCCAUAAUUUCUCAAGAUCCUGUGCUUUUUUCUGGAACAAUAAAAAGCAACGUCGCACCUAAAGGUUUGGAUUUGUACUCAGACGAAGACAUUUGGAAGGUUAUCCAUAAACUUGAGUUAUCAACAGUAAUAGAUUCUCUGGAUUUUGAAAUAUCUGAAGGAGGAAAAAAUUUAAGCGCUGGACAAAGGCAACUAAUCUGUCUUGCACGAUGUUUGUUGCAUCAAAACAGAAUCAUUAUUCUAGAUGAAGCAACUUCAGAGAUGGAUCAGAAAUCUGAGUCUUUAUUCAACAACGUUUUGGAGAAACAAAUUUUGGACGAAUUUUGUACAGUUAUAGUGGUGGCCCAUAGUCUAAAAACUAUUCUUAAUUGUGAUAGAGUCCUAGUGGUACAAAAUGGAGAAAUUAUUGAAAAUGGCGCCGUUAGUAUUUUGGCACAAGACGAAGGUAGCAUAUUUUACAAUAUGCUAAAGAGUUCUGGAUUAUUGACUUUAUGAUGUUAUGAAUUGAUAAUAUUCCAGCAACAGUAUUUUUAAACUAAAUAUGUAUCAUUAUUUAUCUUAUAUAAAUGUUGAAACAAUAAAAUAUUAUUUUC
Diabrotica balteata is the source of this 3927-nucleotide messenger RNA. The record is from the annotation of a GenBank genome assembly. Lineage: Eukaryota; Metazoa; Arthropoda; Insecta; Coleoptera; Chrysomelidae.